Messenger RNA from Nomascus leucogenys (northern white-cheeked gibbon), 4557 nucleotides. RefSeq names its product ankyrin repeat and MYND domain containing 1 (gene ANKMY1). Lineage: Eukaryota; Metazoa; Chordata; Mammalia; Primates; Hylobatidae. The record is from RefSeq and is a predicted model, not a curated record. The transcript is spliced from 17 exons. Bases 488 to 3847 code for a protein of 1119 amino acids. Gene Ontology annotation, molecular function: protein binding.
GGGGGCUCUCCCUGCAGGCAGGACUGGGCCUGGAGGGCCUCCUCAUACUUCUGGAGCUGAGACCAGAAGCCCGGAUUCGGUUCUGCUACUGGGCGAGCGCUCUUCACCAUCUGCAAACAAGAAGUGCAUUGAAUAACCCCAAGCCGCGCUAAUAGCCAGAAAGGGCCAAAGCGGGCCCAGCUCUGAGUGGGCCCCGCCCAACCCGGAAGUGCAUCUCUACUUCCCUAAGCCCGCCCUUACGAGAGAGACCCGCCCCUCCCGGAAGUACCUCUCCCAAUCCCGAGGCCGGCCCCGCCCGGAAAACCCGUCCCCGGAAGACACGCCCCUCUCGGAACACCGGCCCCCUAAAGGCCCGCCCACCUGGAAGGCCUGCGCCAAGCUGAGGCCGCGAUGCCGCAUGAGGUAGGCGGUGCAGACGGCGGCUGAGCGGCUGCGGCCGUUCUUGCAGUAGACUAGGCAGGCGCCGCCGGCGCGCACCGCGGCCUCCAUGGCGGCGCACGUGGGCUCCAGGUGCGCCAGCAGGUCCUCAGCCGGGUCGUCGAACACGGGCACGCGCAGCUCUGCCACGCCGGGCGCGCGCGGGCCGGGCUGCUGGCGGGAGACGUUGACGCACAGCGUGACUCCCGCGCGCGCCAGCUGCUCCUCCGCGCCCGCGGCUCGCGCGCUCCCGAGGAAGAGUGAGGGCGCGACGCGCACGAAUGGCGGAGGUUGGAAGACCACAGGCAUGGAAGGGGACCAAACCUCCUUUAGCUUAGAAGACGAAGUCUCUGGGGCUGGCAGCCCCCAACGCCCGCUAGAGGGGAAGGGCGGCGAGACCCCUGCUGCCGAGGAGCCGGGGUCCCUGAAGAACUAUGCUGUCUUCGCCACAAGGGAUGUUUCAGCUGCCCCUGAGAAGGAAGAGGAGGAAUCUGAGGGCCCGCUGAGGGCGCAGGACCUGAGGGAGGCCUACAUCCAGCUCGUCCAGGGUGUGCAGGAGUGGCAGGAUGGUUGCAUGUACCAGGGGGAGUUUGGGUUGAACAUGAAGCUUGGAUAUGGCGAAUUCUCUUGGCCCACAGGCGAGUCAUACCAUGGGCAGUUUUACCGGGACCACUGCCAUGGCCUGGGUACCUACAUGUGGCCAGAUGGCUCCAGUUUCACGGGCACAUUUUACCUCAGCCACCGAGAAGGCUACGGCACCAUGUACAUGAAGACACGGCUUUUCCAGGGGCUGUACAAAGCGGACCAGCGGUUUGGGCCAGGGGUCGAGACCUACCCCGACGGCAGCCAGGACGUGGGGCUAUGGUUCCGAGAGCAGCUUAUCAAGCUGUGCACCCAGAUCCCCAGUGGCUUCUCCCUCCUCAGCUACCCUGAGUUCUCCAGCUUCAUCACCCACAGCCCUGCCAGGAUCAGCUUCUCAGAAGAGGAGAAAACGGAGUGGGGACUGCAGGAGGGACAGGACCCCUUUUUCUAUGAGUAUAAGCAGUUUCUUCUGAAUGACAACCUAACGCUGCCUCCAGAAAUGUAUGUCUACUCGACCGACAGUGACCACCUGCCCAUGACAAGCUCUUUCCGCAAAGAGCUGGACGCCCGCAUCUUCCUCAAUGAAAUUCCUCCGUUCGUUGAGGAUGGAGAACCCUGGUUCAUAAUCAAUGAGACCCCUUUGUUGGUCAAAAUCCAGAAGCAAACUUACAAGUUCAGGAACAAGCCGGCUCACACAAGCUGGAACAUGGGCGCCAUCCUGGAGGGGAAGCGCAGCGGCUUUGCACUCUGCGGGCCCAAAGAGCGGCUUUCCAUGGAGAUGAUCCUAAAGGCUGAGGAAGGGAACCACGACUGGAUUUGUAGGAUCCUGAAGGACAACUUUGCUAGUGCCGACGUGGCGGACACAAAGGGCUACACUGUGCUUGCUGCGGCUGCCACUCACUGCCACAACGACAUUGUCAACCUUCUCCUGGACUGUGGGGCUGAUGUGAACAAGUGCUCAGAUGAGGGUCUCACGGCACUCAGCAUGUGUUUCCUCCUCUACUACCCCGCCCAGUCCUUCAAGCCCAAUGUUGCUGAGCGGACCGUACCUGAGCCCCAGGAACCUCCAAAAUUCCCAGUUGUUCCAAUCCUUUCAUCAUCAUUUAUGGACACAAACCUGGAGUCUCUGUACUGUGAGGUGAACAUGCCUUCCCAGGGUAGCUAUGAGCUGACACCACCGCCAACACCACCGCCACUGCCGCACAUCUCGGGCAGCCAGGAGGGCGGCCACUCCCAGGACGCCGGGCAGUGUGGGGAGUCCGUGGACCACAGGAGCAGCUCUCUGAAGGGGGACUCCCCAUUGGUGAAGGGCAGCCUUGGCCAUGUGGAAAGUGGGCUCGAGGACGUGCUGGGAAAUACAGACCAGAGCAGUCUGUGCAGUGCUGAGACAAACUUUGAGUCCAACGUGUGUGUGUGCAACUUAUCCAUCGAGCUCUCGCAGGCCACGCUGGAGAGAAGCGCCCAGUCCCACAGCUUGCUGAAGAUGGCCUCGCCCUCACUGGUCACCAGCAGCUUCGACAAAGGGACCAUGCGGAGGAUGGCGCUGUCCAUAAUCGAGCGGAGGAAGCGUUGGCGGACCAUCAAGCUGCUGCUGCGCCGGGGCGCGGACCCCAACCUGUGCUGCGUGCCCAUGCAGGUCCUGUUCCUCGCUGUGAAGGCCGGGGACGUGGAUGGGGUGAGGCUGCUGCUGGAGCACGGGGCGAGGACCGACAUCUGCUUUCCCCCGCAGCUGGGCACCCUGACACCACUCCAUAUCGCUGCUGCCCUUCCUGGGGAGGAGGGCGUACAGAUUGUGGAGCUGCUGCUGCAUGCCAUCACCGAUGUGGAUGCCAAGGCAUCCGACGAGGAUGACACUUACAAGCCCGGCAAGCUGGACCUGCUGCCCUCAAGUCUGAAGCUCAGCAACGAGCCAGGCCCUCCCCAAGCCUACUACGGCACGGACACAGCCCUCCCCGAGGAGGGGGGCAGGACGGCUCUGCACGUGGCCUGCGAGCGGGAGGACGACAACAAGUGUGCCAGGGACAUAAUCCGGCUCCUUCUAUCCCACGGAGCAAAUCCUAACCUGCUGUGGAGUGGCCACUCCCCGCUCUCCCUGUCCAUUGCCAGUGGGAAUGACCUGGUUGUGAAGGAGCUCCUGACCCGGGGAGCUGACCCCAACCUGCCCCUGACCAAAGGCUUGGGCAGUGUCCUGUGUGUUGCCUGUGACCUGACCUAUGAGCACCAGAGGAGCAUGGACAGCAAGCUGGCCCUGAUUGACCAACUCAUCAGUCACGGGGCCGACAUCCUGAAGCCCGUGAUGCUCAGGCAGGGGGAAAAGGAGGCGGUGGGCACAGCCGUGGACUAUGGCUACUUCAGAUUCUUCCAGGACCGGAAGAUUGCCCACUGCCCCUUCCACACGCUGAUGCCGGCAGAGCGUGAGACGUUCCUGGCGCGGAAGCGGCUCCUGGAGUACAUGGGCUUGCAGCUACGCCAGGCUGUCUUCGCCAAGGAGAGCCAGUGGGACCCCACGUGGCUGUACCUGUGCAAGAGGGCGGAGCUGAUCCCCAGCCACAGGAUGAAGAAGAAGGGCCCCAGCCUGCCCAGGGGCCUGGACGUGAAGGAGCAGGGGCAAAUUCCCUUCUUCAAGUUCUGCUACCAGUGUGGCCGCUCCAUCGGGGUCCGCCUCUUGCCCUGCCCUCGCUGCUACGGGAUCCUGACCUGCAGCAAGUACUGCAAGACCAAGGCCUGGACCGAGUUCCACAAGAAGGACUGCGGGGACCUGGCAGCCAUUGGUAGGUCGGUCCUCAGGCUGAGAGGCAAGGGUUCCGCUGCUGCUGAGGGUGAAGGUGCAGGUCUGGGGUGCUGGUGAGGGGCACCCUCAUUUCCCGAAAUCUCUCCAGAUUCAGGCCACUUUUCCAACAUUUCCAGAUGGGCCUGUUGGGAGGUGGGCAUCGGGGCCACUGAGGCAGCCUGGCUCUUCCUCACCUACUGUGGCAGCAUGAUGCUUGUCCUUGCCCUGGAAGGGGACACCACCCCAUCCCUGCAGAGCUGGAACAUGAACUCCUGGGGGCUCUGCUGACACCUGGGAGCUUCACUGAACUCCUAGGGGGCUCUGCUGACAUCCAGGGGCUUCACUGACACCUGGGAGCUCUGCGGGACACCAGUGCCUCUGGACCACAGGGCAGUUGGCCUUGGGGUUCCUUCAGGAAAUUUCCUCCCAGCCUGCCGUCUCAGAUGUCUGUCUUAGUGCGGACGUCAACAGGUGUCUGCUUCUAGAAACACCCUGCUCUCCUGCGCUCCCCUCUUCCCCUCCUUGGUGUGACCAGGGCCCGGUGCCGCAAGGGUGGCGGGCGUCGCCGAGGCUGGUGUGUGAAGCUGUGCAGUGGUGGCUGCUCUCCUGGGACCUGGCUGGGUUCCCGGCCUGGUGGGGAUGGGAGUGGGUCUGGGAAAGCCCCUGCCCUUAGGCCUGCGGCCUGAAGUGAAUGGCUGCUGACCUCCUUCCCCCUCCAUAAAAGGGGGCUUUUUUUUUUUCUUUUGAGAUAGAGUCUUGCUCUGUCGCCAAGCCUGCAGUGCAGUGGC